AGAAAUGCGUCGGUGAUGGUUAACCGUAGGUUUAAUGUUAAUGUUUCAAUGUCUCUACGCAAAAGCCACAUAGAAGAGAGAGAAACUAACGACCGCUUUGCUUCCUCUCUCUCUUUCUAUUUCUAUAUAUGUGUAUGCGUCACACACCCCAAUUUUGACACAACACAACAACAAGAGGAACAAGAAGAAGAAGAAAGGAAAGACAGGGCAGAGCUGCAGCCACCACCACCCAUGGCUGAAUCCGUUUCAGUGGACAUGGAGAUGAUCUUUCUCGGCGGAAAGGAGCAUCAUAUUCAAACGGGCUGCGGUUCUGUAUCUGUCAUAGUCUAUGGGGAUCCAAUGAAACCAGCUCUGAUCACUUACCCAGAUAUAGCGCUAAAUUAUGUGUCAUGUUUCCAAGGAUUAUUUUUCUGUCCAGAGGCAGCUUCUUUGCUACUUCACAACUUUUGCAUAUAUCAUAUCAGUCCUCCUGGACAUGAGUUGGGAGCUGCAACAAUUUGUUCUGAUGAUCCGGAGCCUUCUGCUGAAGACUUGGCAGAUCAAAUAAUUGAAAUUCUCAACUAUUUUCGGCUUGGUGCAGUGAUGUGUAUGGGAGUAUCGGCUGGUGCAUAUAUCCUUUCGCUCUUUGCAACAAAAUAUAGGGAGCGUGUUCUUGGUUUAAUACUUGUAUCUCCCUUGUGCAAAGCUCCUUCUUGGACUGAAUGGUUUUAUAACAAGGUCAUGUCAAAUUUGCUAGAUUUCUAUGGUGUGUGUGGCUUGCUGAAGGAGUGUUUGCUCCAGCGGUACUUCAGCAAGGAAGUUCGCGGUGAUGCUGAAUUUCCAGAAUCAGAGAUAGUUCAGGCCUGCAGAACACUACUAGAUGAGAGAAAGAGCAUCAAUGUCUUACGGUAUCUUCAUGCUAUCAAUGAGAGACCUGAUAUAACAGAUAGAUUGAAGAGACUAAAAUGUCGUACACUUAUUUUUGUUGGGGACAGUUCCCCUUUCCAUUCCGAGGCUCUUCAUAUGACUUCAAAACUUGACAGGAGAUAUACUGCCUUGGUUGAGGUCCAGGGUUGUGGAUCAAUGGUUACAGAGGAACAGCCACUUGCAAUGCUGGUACCUAUGGAGUACUUUCUAAUGGGGUAUGGGUUGUAUAGGCCAUGCCAUUUAAGUGGCAGCCCAAGGAGCCCUCUUAGCCCAUCUUGCAUUUCUCCUGAGCUUCUUUCUCCAGAAAGCAUGGGAUUGAAGCUAAAGCCUAUAAAGACACGUGUUUCGCGGCAAGUUCGAUGAGGGGCAGUCAGACAUUUACAUAUGUAAUUUAAAGCAGCCUUUCUUCUUCUAUCUGAUUUUUCUAAUUUUUUGAUGAACUGAGAUGAAUAGAGAGGAGAUGGCGGGUUGUAGAUAGAAAGUGGAGUUGAGAAUUCGUGGUAUGGAAAGAUAGGUAUAUUUGUGUUCAUUCUUUUGUUGUCAGUCAUAAAGGAAUCACUGAGUUGUAUAUGUACAUUACAUAUGGACUCCAAACUUAUUUAUGGUGACGAGCAAUCAAUAAUUCAGAGUCUCCUUGAUUUUUUACA
This is a messenger RNA of Cajanus cajan (pigeon pea), 1553 nucleotides long. RefSeq names its product protein NDL1. NCBI's taxonomy places the organism in Eukaryota, Viridiplantae, Streptophyta, Magnoliopsida, Fabales, Fabaceae. The record is from RefSeq and is a predicted model, not a curated record.